Trichechus manatus latirostris (Florida manatee) is the source of this 2807-nucleotide messenger RNA. It is a transcript of the gene ACTN4, whose product is annotated as actinin alpha 4. Gene Ontology annotation, cellular component: cell projection; Z disc; cortical actin cytoskeleton. The transcript has 20 exons. Lineage: Eukaryota; Metazoa; Chordata; Mammalia; Sirenia; Trichechidae. Gene Ontology annotation, biological process: muscle cell development; actin cytoskeleton organization. Bases 43 to 2673 code for a protein of 876 amino acids. The record is from RefSeq and is a predicted model, not a curated record. Gene Ontology annotation, molecular function: calcium ion binding; actin filament binding.
GGCGGGAGCGGACGGGCUGGUAGGCGAGCGAGAGGCGGCGGAAUGGUGGACUACCACGCGGCGAACCAGUCGUACCAGUACGGCCCCAGCAGCGCAGGCAAUGGCGCCGGCGGCGGGGGUAGCGUGGGCGACUACAUGGCCCAGGAGGACGACUGGGACCGGGACCUGCUGCUGGACCCGGCCUGGGAGAAGCAGCAGCGCAAGACCUUCACGGCCUGGUGCAACUCCCACCUGCGGAAGGCGGGCACGCAGAUCGAGAACAUCGAUGAGGACUUCCGCGACGGGCUCAAGCUCAUGCUCCUCCUGGAGGUCAUUUCAGGGGAGCGGCUGCCUAAGCCGGAGCGGGGGAAGAUGAGAGUGCACAAAAUCAACAAUGUGAACAAAGCGCUGGACUUCAUCGCCAGCAAAGGUGUCAAGCUGGUCUCCAUCGGGGCGGAAGAGAUCGUGGACGGCAAUGCAAAGAUGACCCUGGGAAUGAUCUGGACCAUCAUCCUCAGGUUCGCCAUCCAGGACAUCUCUGUGGAAGAGACCUCUGCCAAGGAAGGGCUCCUCCUCUGGUGCCAGAGAAAGACGGCGCCGUACAAGAAUGUCAACGUGCAGAACUUCCACAUCAGCUGGAAGGAUGGUCUUGCCUUCAACGCCCUGAUCCACCGGCACAGACCCGAGCUGAUUGAGUAUGACAAGCUGAGAAAGGAUGACCCAGUCACCAACCUGAACAACGCCUUUGAAGUGGCUGAGAAAUACCUGGACAUCCCCAAGAUGUUGGAUGCGGAGGACAUCGUGAACACGGCCCGGCCGGACGAGAAGGCCAUAAUGACCUAUGUGUCCAGCUUCUACCAUGCAUUUUCGGGAGCGCAGAAGGCUGAGACCGCCGCCAACCGGAUCUGCAAGGUGCUGGCUGUCAAUCAGGAGAAUGAACACCUGAUGGAAGAUUAUGAGAAGCUGGCCAGCGAUCUCCUGGAGUGGAUCCGGCGCACCAUCCCCUGGCUGGAGGACCGCGUGCCCCAAAAGACCAUCCAGGAGAUGCAGCAGAAGCUGGAGGACUUCCGCGACUACCGGCGCGUCCACAAGCCGCCUAAGGUGCAGGAGAAGUGCCAGCUGGAGAUCAACUUCAACACGCUGCAGACCAAGCUGCGCCUCAGCAACCGGCCCGCCUUCAUGCCUUCCGAGGGCAAGAUGGUCUCGCCGCUGUUGUCUGAAUAUACCCUGCUCUCGGCUCCCACCCCAGGGAAGGAAGCCAUGCUGAAGCAGCGGGACUACGAGACGGCCACCUUGUCGGACAUCAAAGCCCUUAUCCGCAAGCACGAGGCCUUCGAGAGUGACCUGGCCGCGCACCAGGACCGCGUGGAGCAGAUCGCAGCCAUCGCCCAGGAGCUCAACGAGCUGGAUUACUACGACUCCCACAACGUGAACACGCGCUGCCAGAGGAUCUGCGACCAGUGGGACGCCCUGGGCUCUCUGACCCACAGUCGCAGGGAAGCCCUGGAGAAAACGGAGAAGCAGCUGGAGACCAUCGACCAGCUGCACCUGGAGUACGCCAAGCGGGCCGCCCCCUUCAACAACUGGAUGGAGAGCGCCAUGGAGGACCUGCAGGACAUGUUCAUCGUCCACACCAUCGAGGAGAUCGAGGGCCUGAUCUCAGCCCACGACCAGUUCAAGUCAACCCUGCCCGACGCGGACAAGGAGCGGGAGGCCAUCCUAGCCAUCCACAAGGAGGCCCAGAGGAUUGCCGAGAGCAACCACAUCAAGCUGUCGGGCAGCAACCCCUACACCACCGUUACCCCCCAGAUCAUCAACUCCAAGUGGGAGAAGGUGCAGCAGCUGGUGCCAAAGCGGGACCAGGCCCUCCUAGAGGAGCAGAGCAAGCAGCAGUCCAACGAGCACCUCCGCCGCCAGUUCGCCAGCCAGGCCAACAUCGUGGGGCCCUGGAUCCAGACCAAAAUGGAGGAGAUCGGGCGCAUCUCCAUCGAGAUGAACGGGACCCUGGAGGACCAGCUGGACCACCUGAAGCAGUACGAGCGGAGCAUCGUGGACUACAAGCCCAACCUGGACCUGCUGGAGCAGCAGCACCAGCUCAUCCAGGAGGCCCUCAUCUUUGACAACAAGCACACCAACUACACCAUGGAGCACAUCCGCGUGGGCUGGGAGCAGCUGCUUACCACCAUCGCCCGCACCAUCAACGAGGUGGAGAACCAGAUCCUCACCCGUGACGCCAAGGGCAUCAGCCAGGAGCAGAUGCAGGAGUUCCGGGCAUCCUUCAACCACUUCGACAAGGACCAUGGCGGGGCGCUGGGGCCUGAGGAGUUCAAGGCCUGUCUCAUCAGCCUGGGCUACGACGUGGAGAAUGACCGGCAGGGCGACGCCGAGUUCAACCGCAUCAUGAGCGUAGUUGACCCCAACCACAGCGGCCUUGUGACCUUCCAAGCCUUCAUUGACUUCAUGUCGAGGGAGACCACAGACACAGACACGGCGGACCAGGUCAUCGCCUCCUUCAAGGUCCUGGCAGGGGACAAGAACUUCAUCACCGCCGAGGAGCUGCGGCGUGAACUGCCGCCCGACCAGGCCGAGUACUGCAUCGCCCGCAUGGCGCCCUACCAGGGCCCCGACGCGGUGCUCGGUGCCCUCGACUACAAGUCCUUCUCCACAGCCCUGUACGGCGAGAGCGACCUCUGAGGCCCCCAACAGCGAGACCCUGACCCAACCCCUCCUCACGGCCCAGGAGGGGCUAGGGGAGCCCUCGCCCCCUCCUGCAGCGGGCGGGCUCCAUCGCUGUCUCCUCUGACUCUGUAUCUAUGCAAAGCACUCUC